CCCAUUGCCAAGUACACCUCUCCUUUUGCCGUCUGGCCUGCCCUCGCGACCCGUCAUUUCUCUCUCUCUCUCUCUCUCUCUCUCUAUCUACAUCGACGCCAAUCGGAGCGAAUUGCACCGCGACGAGUUGAAUUCGAUUGGGUUUUUUUGUGUGGUUUCGAUCUAGGGUGCGGCGAUUUGUGAAUUGGUGGAUUUUGGGUUUUUAUUUGUUGUUGUCGUUGUCGGGUGGGGGUGGGGGGAAUUAGGGUUUGGGAUUGAUGUUUCAGGUUGCGGGCGAAGCUCAAUUGGGGGAAGAUGCAAGGUUAUUAUGCAUGGGCGGGAAGGUGAGAACGGGAAACGGAGUCGGCACAUGCGGUCGCUCCCCUCGCCUGUAGCCGCUGAUUCCUUCUUGAAGGAUGGUCGCAAGAUUUAUGUUGGUGACUGUGCCCUUUUCAAGCCUCCGGGAGAUUCUCGACCUUUCAUUGGAAUAAUCCGUUGGUUGACACUAAACAAAGAGAACAUUGUGCAAUUGGGUGUGAAUUGGCUUUACCGGCCUGCUGAAGUGAAGCUUGGCAAGGGCCUCCUUUUGGACGCCGAGCCAAACGAAGUCUUAUAUUCCUUUCAUAAGGAUGAGAUUCCUGCUGCAUCAUUACUCCAUCCGUGCAAAGUUGCAUUCCUUCCUAAAGGUGUUGAACUUCCUUCAGGGAUUUCCUCAUUCGUCUGCCGUCGAGUUUAUGACAUUGCAAACAAGUGUUUAUGGUGGCUAACUGAUCAAGACUAUAUUGAUGAGCGACAGGAAGAAGUAGAUCAACUGCUACAGAAAACACAAAUAGAGAUGCAUGCAACCAUGCAACCAGGUGGGCGCUCUCCAAAACCAACAAAUGGUCCAACAUCAUCUCAAUUAAAACCUGUUUCUGAGAAUGUGCAAAGUGUCACUUCCUUCCCUCCUCAAUCCAAGGGAAAGAAAAGGGAGCGUGCAGAUCACAGUUCUGAGCCUGUCAAGCGAGAACGUCUCUCAAAAACAGAUGAUUCUGAUUCCAAUCAGUUUAAACCUGAAAGCAUAUUGAAAUCUGAGAUUUCUAAGAUAACAGAAAAGGGAGGGCUUGUAGAUUCAGAAGGGGUUGAGAAGCUGAUUCAACUCAUGCAGCCUGAUAAAGCGGAAAGGAAGUUGGAGUUAAUUAACCGGUCAGUGCUUGCAGCUGUAAUAGCUGCUACUGAAAAGUUUGAUUUCCUUACUCAGUUUGUGCAGCUCAAGGGUUUGCUUGUGUUAGACGAAUGGCUUCAAGAUGCCCAUAAAGGGAAGAUUGGCGAUGGUAGCCCCAAAGAUGGUGAUAGAUCUGUAGAGGAGUUUCUCUUGGUUUUGCUUCGUGCACUUGAUAAACUGCCAGUGAAUCUUCAAGCCCUACAGAUGUGUAACAUUGGAAAAUCCGUGAACCACCUCCGGUCGCACAAAAACCCAGAAAUUCAAAAGAAAGCAAGAACUUUGGUUGACACAUGGAAGAAACGUGUUGAGGCUGAAAUGAAGGAAAUUGAAGCAAAAUCUGGUUCAGCUCAGGCUGUUUCGUGGCCGAGAUCACGCCUUCCUGAAGUGUCUCAUGGUGGAAACCGACAUUCUGGAGUUUCCUCUGAAGUUGCCAUUAAAAGCUCAGCUGCACAACUUUCUGCAUCCAAAAAUGCUUCAGUUAAAUCUGUCAAUGUGGAAGUUGCUGGAAAAUCCGCUUCAAUGUCACCUGGACCAAUGAAAUCAGCACUAUCUCCUGCUUCAGGAAAAGAUGGUCAGCCUAGAUUAGUAUUUGGGAGCAUUUCUGAUCUUCCAUCAACUACUGCAAAAGAGGAGAAAAGUAGCAGUUCAAGUCAGUCGCAGAACAACAGUCAAUCUUGUUCAAGCGAACAUGCAAAAAUUCCAGUUGUGUCGGGAAAAGAAGAUGCAAGGAGUUCUACUGCAGGAUCGAUUAGUGUGAAUAAGAUGUCUGGUGGUUCUUCUCGACAUCGGAGGUCAGUCAAUGGCUUCCCUGGGCCUGCUGCUUCUGUAGGGCAAAGAGAAACAGGGUCAGGCAGGAGUUCUUUACAUAGGAAUUCAGCAUUAGAAAAAUUAUCUCAGUCUGGGUUAACAUAUGAAAAGGCAAUUGAUGUACCUAUAGUCGAGGGAAAUAGUCACAAACUGAUUGUUAAGAUACCAAAUCGGACUCGUAGUCCUGCUCAAAGUCCCAGUGGAGGAUCUAUUGAUGACCCUUCCAUCAUGAACAGUAGAGCUUCUUCUCCUGUGCUUUCAGAGAAGCUUGAUCAGACUGAUCGCAAUUUAAAGGAAAAGAGUGAUACUAAUCGAACUACUAAUGCCUCUGAUAUGCAUACGGAAUCAUGGCAGAGCAACGAUUUCAAAGAUAUAUUGACUGGGUCUGACGAAGCUAAUGGGUCACCUGCUGCCAUUCCUGAAGACCAGUGCAGUAUUGAUGAUUCUAAAAAAUUAGCUGAAGUCUCAAAAGCUGCUGCUUCAUCAUCUGGAAAACUGUACGAGGGUUCUUUCAGCUCAAUCAAUGCUUUGAUUGAAAGCUGCGUCAAAUACUCUGAAGCAAAUGCAUCUAUGUCAGUAGAAGACAAUGUUGGAAUGAAGCUGCUUGCUAGUGUUGCAACUGGAGAAAUGUCCAAGUCUGAUUUGAUAUCACCAACUGUUUCUCCACGGAGAAACAUCCCUGUUGUUGAGUACCCCUGCAUUUGCAAUGAUACAUGUGCAAAAUUGGCAAAUCAAAAUAACCUUUCUCAAGAGCAGGUUCAGUCGCCCGAUCGUGGAGUUGUUGCUGAUAUAGAGAAGCAGGGUGUUGUUGCAGGUAUGUGGUCUAGGGAUGCUCCUCAACGGGGCUCUGUCAAUUUUUCUGAGGAUGAAAAAACUAGUUCCUCUGUGCAUGAACAGACAAAGACAAGAGAUAUUGAUGAAUGUAAUCCUUCCAAUUUGGGAUGGCAACUAGCUGCAGAACCAUGCGUUGAGAUCAAUGAAAGGUUGGAUGAAGUUAGAGGUGCUGUUUCUGUGGCCGUCUCCCCAUCCCAUGCAGCAGAGAAGGCAUUGGAUGGUGAUGAAAUUAAACAACUUGAUGAGAAGGUGGCAGCUGGUAACAGUGAAAGUGUUGUUCAAGAUACAAAACCAAAGGGAGGUAGUUCACUGAUAACUGAUGAUAAAGUCAAUGAAGCCCAUCCUUGUCUCGAAGUUCAGAAGGAAAUUUGUGAAGUUUCAAAGCAUGCAUCAUUAGAAACCUAUGUUGAGAAAACUCUGGAGACAGGACUUAAUGUUGGUGACCAGACGGAGCAAAAACGAUCUGACCAUUUAGAUAAAAGUGAAGAGAAACUAUUGAAUUGUUUUGAUUCUAGUAAAAAUCUGUCUUCAGAUGCUGUUGAGAUCACUAGUGAGAAAGUUGAUGAAAUGGACACUGGAAAACAAAGUUAUCAUGUUGGAAAAAGAACGAAUGAUCAGGGUAUCAAGAGUUCUGUUGGUGAAAUUCAAGUUUUAGCCAGUCUGGGUUCAACUGUUAGUGAGCAGGAUAGUGAGUGUUUGGAGGCAAAAGUUGAAAGUAAAGAAGUCCUUUCUUGUGGUGUAGUUCCUCAGAAGGAGUCACCUGCAUUGCCUGCCCAAGAAGUUGAGCAGCAGAUGAGGUCAAGGGGUUCCAAGAUAGCUGCCGUCGAGGUAGAUGGAACAGACAGAAGUCCAUCUUCCCAUGCUUGUGGGAGAUCUGAUACGGAUGGAAAGUUGAAGUUUGAUUUGAAUGAAGGAUUUAUUGCAGAUGAAGGAAAACACGGGGAGACCCUCAACUUGGCAGGCCAUGCAUAUUCAGCUCCCCUUUGUUUUGUUAACCCUAUGCCUUUCCCUGUAUCUUCAACAUCUAUUGGCCUUCCUGCUUCCAUUACAGUAGCUGCUGCUGCAAAAGGUCCCGUUGUUCCUCCAGAAGUUCUAUUGAGGAGUAAAGGGGAACUUGGAUGGAGAGGAUCUGCUGCAACAAGUGCAUUUAAGCCUGCUGAACCGAGGAAGUUUCUGGAGAUGCCACUGAGUACAGCUAAUAACCUUCCUGAUGCUACUGCUGGCAAACAUGGCCGCACUUUGUUGGAUAUUGAUCUUAAUGUGCCUGAUGAAAGAAUUCUUGAGGACAUCUCUCGAAGCUCUGCUGAGGGAGCUGCUUCAACUUCUGACCGUGUGAGAAAUCGUGAGUUUGCAAAAAUUGAUCCAAUGGUCUCUGCACCUCUUCGUGGUACUGGAUGUCUUGACUUUGAUUUGAACCGAGUAGAUGAAUCUAUCGAUACUGGGCACUACUCAGCAAGCGGCAGUCAUAGACUAGCGGCCCCAUUUAUGCCAUCUAAGUCAUCAUCAUCAGGUGGAUUUCCAAAUUGUGAGGUAAGGAGGGACUUUGAUCUAAACAAUGGUCCUAUCCUUGAUGAAGCAAGUGCCGAGCCAUCGUCAUAUGCUCCUCAUGGCAGAGGCAGCAUGCUGCCCCACCCUUCUGUCGCUGGCCUUAGAGUGAAUAAUAUAGAAAAUGGGACCUUCUCAUCAUGGCUUCCAACUGGUAACUCAUAUCCACCUGUCACAAUUCCAUCGUUGUUGUCUGAUAGAGGGGAUCAACCUGUGCCCAUGGUUGCAACUGGUGGACCACCAAGAACUUUGGGGCCCUUUCCUGGUGGGACCCCGUUUAAUGCAGUUGUUUACCGGGGCUCAGUUUUAUCUUCUUCUCCUGCAGUGUCCUUCCCAUCUGCUCCCUUCCAGUAUCCUCUGUUUCCUUUUGGGAGUAGUUACCCGUUGCCCUCAGCCAAUUUCUCAGGUGGAUCUACAACCUAUACAGAAUCCUCUGGUGGUAGGCCAUCCUUCCCUGCGGUCAAUUCACAGGUCUUGGUGCCUGCUGCUGCAGUUUCCUCUCAUUACUCUAGGCCGUAUGUUGUUAGCCUUCCAGAUGGUAGCAAUAAUAUUGGCAUUGACAACAGUAGAAAAUGGGCAAGGCAGGGUCUGGACCUUAAUGCUGGGCCUGGAAGUGUUGAGACAGAAGUUAGAGAUGAAACCUCAUCACUUUUAUCAAGGCAACUUUCUGUUGCUAGUUCACAAGCACUAGCAGAGGAACAAACAAGGAUGUACCAGCAGGUAGCAGGAAGCAUUCUGAGGAGAAAGGAACCUGAGGGAGGUUGGGAUUCUGAGACCUUUAGGUACAAACAAUCCUCAUGGCAGUGAGGAUAUGUUGCACUCAGUCCGUUACCUGUCCAACGCGUUGAGGCCUGUUAUUGAUGGGCGGGCAGUGGCACAGUGCUGGAAUAUCAGUCCAGUGUCUUCAAGAGGGUGGGGGGGUAAGUGAGUUAAACUCUCUGUUCAUGGGCUCCGACCACCACCACCACCACCACCACCUCCACCACCUCUUGCAAUCAAUCAAUCAAUCACAUAUAUUAUAUUAUAUUAUAUUAUAUAUGCCAGAAAGGGAAGGUGCUCUGCCCUGCAAACUAUUUGUUGAUGCUGGCGAGGGAUCGGAUCAGGGGGGUGUUGGGCAGUGGCAGGCUGCAGAUGAUUUUCGUUUUUCUGUAGAUAUUUUAAACUAACUGUUAGACAGCAAGCGCCAGACCAUCGGGAAUUGGUGGUGUCUAUAUGGCCCUGAGACUUUCCUUGAAGCAGAUUGAUAAAAAAAAAAAUGUCCUUUUUGUGCCUUUUUAA
Diospyros lotus (date-plum) is the source of this 5647-nucleotide messenger RNA. RefSeq lists its product as uncharacterized. The transcript has 4 exons. Gene Ontology annotation, molecular function: chromatin binding. Gene Ontology annotation, cellular component: nucleus. Lineage: Eukaryota; Viridiplantae; Streptophyta; Magnoliopsida; Ericales; Ebenaceae. Bases 308 to 5176 code for a protein of 1622 amino acids. The record is from RefSeq and is a predicted model, not a curated record.